Helianthus annuus (common sunflower) is the source of this 984-nucleotide messenger RNA. RefSeq names its product protein CHAPERONE-LIKE PROTEIN OF POR1, chloroplastic. The transcript is spliced from 5 exons. The record is from RefSeq and is a predicted model, not a curated record. Bases 140 to 898 code for a protein of 252 amino acids. NCBI's taxonomy places the organism in Eukaryota, Viridiplantae, Streptophyta, Magnoliopsida, Asterales, Asteraceae. Gene Ontology annotation, cellular component: chloroplast membrane.
AGACCAAAGCUUACCGAAAAGCUCUUCCUCUCUCCCCGCAGGCGUAACAAAUUGUCGGCUCUUCUUCUUCUUCUUCUUCUUCUUCUUCUUCUUCUAUGACCUGUGAUUCUUCAUAGCGUUAUCUAGGGUUUACAAAUCCAUGGCUUCUCUUCUCCUUUCAAAUCCAAUUAUCUCAUCUUCUUUCUUCGGCAAGAAUCUUUCGAUUAACGGAAGCUUAAGGAAGCCGGCAGUGUGUCCGUUGGCGUUUAGAAGCCCUAGAUGUGCUGCUGCUGAUUCUACAUAUGGAGGUAAUGUUGCGAGAUAUCCUCGGAGUAACGUUUGGGAUCCUUACAAACGUCUUGGUAUAACUAGUGAUGCUUCUGAGGAAGAAGUGUGGAGUUCUCGGAACUUUCUUUUGGAUCAGUAUGGUGCUCAUGAGAGAAGUGCGGAGUCGAUAGAAGCUGCGUUUGAGAAAAUACUUAUGAGAAGCUUCGAGAACAGGAAAAAAACAAAAAUAAAUUUAAAGACACGGCUGAAGAAGAAGGUUGAAGAGUCUCCACCUUGGGUUCAGAGUUUACUCACUUUUGUAGAGCUCCCUGAAAAGAUUAUCAUUCUCAGAAGACUGUUUCUGUUUACGUUUAUGGCGUUUUGGAGUGUGAUGAACUCUGCCGAGGGUGGUCCCGCAUUCCAGGUGGCACUGUCUCUGUUUGCUUGCAUAUACUUCCUCAAUGACAAGUCAAAGAGCAUAGCAAGGGCAUGUGCUAUUGGAUUUGGAUCUCUAGUGGUUGGAUGGAUUUGUGGUUCAUGUGUGGUGCCCAUGAUACCUGCAGCCCUUUUGCAACCAACUUGGACCCUGGAGCUCUUGACUUCAUUGGUAGUAUACGUCUUUUUGUUUCUUGGAUGCACCUUUCUUAAGUGAAACCCUGAUUGUCCUUGGACUACAUGUAUGAUUUAUAACAGGAUUAAUUGCCAUUUGCUUUAGUUGAUCUAUUAUGUUCUUAUAUC